AUGUCUAUAUAUCUCUCUUUAUCCCUUCACAUCUAUCUCAUGGAUUAUUUAAUACCGACAAGAUUUUUUAUUGCUGCUAAUAUUUUUUUUUGUCUAUCUUGGUCUCUUCACGUCUGUCUGUCUGUCUGUCUUGGUCUCUUCACGUCUGUCUGUCUGUCUGUCUUGGUCUCUUCACGUCUGUCUGUCUGUCUUCACAUCUAUCUGUCUGUCUGUCUGUCUAUCUAUCUUCACAUCUAUCUGUCUAUCUUCACAUCUAUCUGUCUAUCUUCACAUCUAUCUGUCUAUCUUCACAUCUAUCUGUCUAUCUUCACAUCUAUCUGUCUAUCUUCACAUCUAUCUGUCUAUCUUCACAUCUAUCUGUCUAUCUUCACAUCUAUCUAUCUAUCUUCAUCAUCUAUCUGUCUAUCUUCACAUCUAUCUGUCUAUCUUCUUCUAUCUAUCUAUCUAUCUUCAUCUAUCUUCUAUCUUCUAUCUAUCUAUCUAUCUUCACAUCUAUCUGUCUAUCUUCACAUCUAUCUGUCUAUCUUCACAUCUGUCUGUCUAUCUUCACAUCUGUCUGUCUAUCUUCACAUCUGUCUGUCUAUCUAUCUUCACAUCUAUCUGUCUGUCUAUCUAUCUUCACAUCUAUCUGUCUGUCUAUCUAUCUUCACAUCUAUCUGUCUAUCUAUCUUGGUCUCUUCACAUCUAUCUUAG
Acanthosepion pharaonis is the source of this 693-nucleotide messenger RNA. Lineage: Eukaryota; Metazoa; Mollusca; Cephalopoda; Sepiida; Sepiidae. The record is from the annotation of a GenBank genome assembly.